Pantherophis guttatus is the source of this 3267-nucleotide messenger RNA. NCBI's taxonomy places the organism in Eukaryota, Metazoa, Chordata, Lepidosauria, Squamata, Colubridae. The record is from RefSeq and is a predicted model, not a curated record.
CGCGUUCCAAACUUACUGCCAUUCUCCACCUUUUUAGGUGGAGAACUCACUUUUUAGGUGGAGAACUCACUUUUGUGAGGCGGAAGCGCACCUCAUUCUGAAAACGUACCAAGCAUUUCGGCCAUAGAGAUAAAAAAAAAAGAGCAGCCACAGAGAUUAAAAAAAAAGUGAGGCUAGAGUGGCCCUUCGUGCCCAUAAAGCGAAGUAGACAGCAUCCUGUUUCCGUCUCUACCGGAAGAGUAGGUGCACUUCCGUUUCCGGAAUCAAACCGCUCUAGGCUCUAACGUCUCUACACCCGGAAGUUUCGUCGGGAAACCUAUGUGUACAUGGUAGUGGGGGGGGGCAAUAUCCCUCGACGCGACGUUUCCCUCUCUGGCUUCGCCGUCUCUACGUUUGACCCUAUUCCCGUGUGGGCUUGCCAUCGCGAAGGAGGUCUCGCGAGAGUUAAGGAGUUCGGGAAAGCGGUUCCUGGAGCGCCUCUGGAUGCCGGAAAGGAGUAAUGGAAUAUUUCCCAUAACCGUGUGGUCUCAGGAGCGGGAUUGGAAGUGAAAGUUGGCGAUUCAUGGACCCCCGGAUGAGCCCUCCCAAAACCCGGCUGCGGAAAAGGAGGAAGAAGGCCGUUUGGAAGCCGAAGAGGAAACGUCCCCAAGUGGUUGCCCCUGACCUGGAACUCCACCACUGCGACAUCUGCGGGAAGGACAUCAAACACCAGUCCAAUUUCCGGGAACACCAGCGCAUCCACACGGGGGAGCGCCCGUACCAGUGCCAGCGUUGCCAAAAGACCUUCACCCGUUGCGCCGACCUCAUUAAGCACCGCCUGGUGCAUUCGGCCUCCCGGCCCUUCCACUGCCGGAUCUGCGGGAAACGGUUCAAGCUGCAGGCUGACCUGGACAAGCACGCCAAGGUGCAUUCGGACGAGGCCCCUUUCCCCUGCCAUUUGUGUCCCAAGCGCUUCAAGCGGACCUCCUGCCUGGUGAAACACCUGCGGAUCCACACCCAGGAGAAGCCCUUCGCCUGCUCCCACUGCAGCCGGCGCUUCAAGUGGGAAGCCUCGGUCAAAGAACACGAGCGGGUCCACACGGGCGAGCGUCCCCACCGCUGCGACCAGUGUCCCAAAACCUUCACGCAUCGUUCCACCUUCCUGCAGCACCAGCGCACCCAUCAAAAGUACCCCGCCUUCGGCUGCAAGCACUGCCCCAGGUCUUUCAAUCACAAGUCCAACCUUCUGAAGCACGUCCGCAGGUUGCACUCUUAGGGACAAGAGGGCGGGCGAAGGGGCUCAGGAUCCGUAAAUGACCCUCCCUUCCAGGGGUGAAAUCUAGCAGGUUCUGACAGGUUCUGGAGAACCGGUAGCGGAAAUUUUGAGCAGUUGAGAGAACAGCUGGUCCCAGAGUGGAGUGGGAAUGGAGAUUUUGCAAUAUCCUUCCCCCAGGAGUGGGGAGGGAAUGGGGAUUUUGCGGUAUCCUUUUCCUGGAGUGGGGUGGAAAUGGAGAUUUUGCAGUAUCCUUCCCCUGCCACGCCACCAAGCCACGUGCACCAAGCCACACCACGCCCACCAAGCCAUGCCCGCAGAACCAGUAGUAAAAAAAAUUGAAUUUCACUAUUGCUCCCUUCCCUUUCUCAGGGUGCCCAAAGACUUUGCGAGGUGUGCCACGGCCGUCUUCUCACGGAGAAAAAGCUUGCAAAUGAGACCACUCUCCCUAAAUGACUUGUAGAAGAACUAGCAGACAAAAAUGGAGGCGUUCCCUUUGAUUGAUAAUGUUACCUAGUAGGGUAAUUCAGAGGUGGGUUUCAGCAGGUUCUGACCAGUUCUGGAGAACCGGUAGUAAAAAUUCUGACUGGCCCCGCCCCCAUCUAUUCUCUGCCUCCCGAGUCCCAGCUGAUCGGGAGGAAAUGGGGAUUUUGCAGUAACCUUCCCCUGAAUUGGCCCACCAAGCCAUGCCACGCCCACCAAACCACACCCACAAAACCGGUAGUAAAAAUUUUUGAAACCCACCACUGGGUUAACGAGACAUCAGCAAGGGAAACCACUAAGUUCAGAGAGCACCAAGGGCCCCUGCUUGAUCUUUUCCUGUCCCUCUGCCAAAAUUGGUGUGUUGUCUUCAUUUUUACAAAAAAAAAAAUGAGGAAACCAGCAAGAGAAGAAUCCCAAAUGCCAAUCAAACUGUUUUUGAUCAGGCCUGGCAUGUUUGGAAAACUUUUUUUCUUUUUUGACUGAGGAACAUCAGAUUUUCAAAUGGAUAGCAAUAGCACUUAGACUUGUAUACCGCUUCACAGUGCUUUACAGUCCUCUCUAAGCGGUUUACAGAAUCAGCCUCUUGUCCCCCCAACAAUCUGGGUCCUCGUUUUACCCACCUCGGAAGGAUGGAAGGCUGAGUCAACCUUGAGCCUGGUGAGAUUCGAACUGCCAAAUUGCAGGCAGCCGGCAGGCAGCAGAAGUAGCCUGCAGUACUGCACUCUAACCACUGUGCCACCGUGGCUCUUGGGAUGAAUGACAUCCUUUAAAUCAAAUUGAAACCUAACAAAUUUGACAUAGCCUUAGAGCUGAUCUAACAGCUAGUUUACCCCAGCCGGUUAUAAAUCUUAUCGGAAUAUUUCCAGGGCAACCCAUGAAUUUGUCCUUAAGAUGCCAACGAAGGAUAUCUUCCUUCUGGCAUUUGGUACCCCUAAAUUGUUCCCCCCCCUCAUUUUUUUAACCUGUUUCUUCUCACUUAAGACAAUUGCCUUUUUUUUUUAAGAUUGCACAGGUAGUCCUCAACUUAAGACGGCAAUUGAGCCCAAAUUCCCAUUGCUAACUGAGGCAAUUGUUAAAUGUAUUUCCCAUUUUACGACCUUCGUUGCCACAGUUAAGUGAAUCACCAUGCUUGUUAAGUUACUAAGACAGUUGUUAAAUGAAUCUGGUUUUGCUUUCUCAGAAAGGGGAUCACAUGACCCCAGGAUACUACAACCGUCACAAAUACACGCCAGUUGCCAAGCUUCCGAAUUUUGAUCACAUGACCACGGGGGAAGCUGCAACGGUCUUAAGUGUGAGAAACGGGCCUAAGUCCCCCUUUUCAGUGCCGUUGUAACUUUGAACGGUCACUAAACAAAUGGUUGUAAAUCGAGGACUGCCGGUAAACCGCAGAAGGGCAGGAAGUGACCCCCCCCAGAUCCAUUACAUUUAUUACUCAUAAAAUGAAACAAAACAUUAAACAGUUCUAUUUAUGUACAGUAGUGACUUACCAAGCACGUCUAAAUUAUAUUAAAGCAGCCAAAAUAACUCUACAA